This is a messenger RNA of Exophiala oligosperma, 3006 nucleotides long. RefSeq lists its product as uncharacterized. The transcript has a single exon. NCBI's taxonomy places the organism in Eukaryota, Fungi, Ascomycota, Eurotiomycetes, Chaetothyriales, Herpotrichiellaceae. The coding region runs from base 1 to 3006 and encodes 1001 amino acids. The record is from RefSeq and is a predicted model, not a curated record.
AUGUUGACUCGAUGGUAUUCUCUUCGACAUCGAGAAACACCUCCGCAACAAAACACUUCAGAUCCCCGAACGCUCGCAAGGCCGUCCGAUUUUGACUUUGCUUUCCCCGAGACAACGGCUACCACAACUGUUCUGAGUCCCACCGGCAAGACUGUGCUGAGCGCACGACCUGUCCCUCACCGUCCUACGACAUCCGGCGGUCCUACCGGGAAGAGAAAACCACGAACUGACGCUCCGCCGCUGAGACCGCGAACCUCGGAGAAUCACAAUCACUCGAAGGAUGCUCAUGCCGAUGUACGAAACCAAGAUCCCUCGAUAGGCCUUGCUUUCGGUAGCCCAACUCACCCUCCCGCGAACUUCAACAUGGCGGAGGAAAACAACCGCAAUAACGAUCAUGAAUAUUCCGCCCUGCAGCGCUUUAUACGUGCUGACCGCUCGCUUCAAAUGCAGAGCAAGAAAUGGAAGAAGAUUGGCACCUUGUUCAAGUCGCGCCAAAUCGCUCUCAGGAGGGAAGAAAUUCCGUCUGGGCCAACGAUAGGACUUCCGACCGGGUUCACCGUGCUGGACAAGAGCCCUACAAGUCAAAGCGUGGAAUUUGCAGAGCAUAAACUACAGCCGAUCGGGGAGGUAGGGAAGUCUUAUCAGCAGCAGCAGGCCCCGGUGCCGCCGAACGAGAACGAUCCGGGCUGUGCUUACAAAAAGUCUUCUUUGGAAAGGUCCCAUCACCACAAGUCUGACGACGAUGCGAUCUCUCGACCUUCUACCGCGACCGACGCCAGCUUAUGGAGUGAACCGGACUCGCGGCCGCCCCUUCCGAAACUUGAGCUCGACAUACCGACUCCUCCUCUCGACCGCUAUAGUGUAAUGUUUCGCAACCUCCCAGCCGCAACACGAUCGUCGUCGCUUCUCGCAAGGCGCAGUAGAACCCUAGAAAGUCUGAGGUCUUCUGAUGACACCCGACCAGGUACCAGGGCCGGCGAAGAGGAAGGUUGUUUGAAGACAUACUACGACCCUGAAACGCCUCUUAUGCCUCCGCAGCGCCUCGACAGCCCGACAAACCGGUCCCCUGCUGCGAGCAAAUACUCUUUGUUCCCAAACACAUCUCCGGCGCCUAGCAAGAUCCAGGCUCGGGUCAUGGAUGAUGGCCACCACCAGUUGAAACGAACCGCGAGCUCACCGGCACGGUUAACGCCCAUGAAGGAUCGCUUUUUGGUCGCCAAACCGGAGCCCUUGAACCCGAAGAGGAUCGAGGUGAAUGAACAGCUGAUCAGUAGCCCCGAGGACAACACCGCCUCGACCGAUCGUUCGGCGCCUUGGAGUGCAGCUCACUCGUUCCAAUCGUCCAUCUCGUCCGUCGCGACCGGUGAAGAGAUAUUCUUCGACAUCAAGUCAUUCCGAGACUCAAAGGGAGUAGAAGACGGGCAUUUUGUCAUGACGAGACCGGACUCGGUCGCAGUAGAAUUAGCACGGACAAGGUCCAAGAAGGUCGCAGGGGCGAGUAACCUCCGAGAGGCCAAAUCAGCUGCACGACCUGACCAACAAGAAACGGUGGUCGAGCAGGAGGAGCCACGGACACCGAUACCACCACCCCCGGCACCAUUGUCUGAGAUGACAUCCGCAGCAACGACAAAGCACACGUCGGUCAACACGGCAUAUUUCGACGAAGCCAUCGCCGCAGUCGAGAGGCUCACUUCACCCACGUCUAUGAGUCAGGAGAAGCUACCACCCAUCACGUUUACCGUGCCGACACUCACGAUUCCACCACCACCACCUCCUCCUCCUCCUCAGCCUGAGGAGUCCCCGGCCCAGCCAUACAACUCGUCUAGUAGACCUUCAGACUCUGGCGUCAUCAAUCGCACGAUGAGCAAAACACGAGAAGAUAUUGGCCUGCUGAUACCAUCUCCUGUCGCCGAAGUCAAAGAAGACCUCUCUCCCAAAUCCGACGCCACAAUCACAAAACCGCCUUCUCUCGCGUCGUCAGCGUCAGUGGUGUCAACAAACUCUACUUCGAAACUUUCGUCAAAACCCAAACCCGUUCAGAUCCUCUCGCCUCGCGUCGUAGCCAUCAGACGCGUUGACAAACCUAUUGACGAUUCACCAACCAUCCCACAGGGGCCACCGAGUCCGCCGCGACGAGCUCCUGUUGCCCUCAAACCUCAAACAACCGCACAUGCACCACCACGACUCGCCACUGGUCCCGCGGACGAUAAACCUCCUCCCGUCCCUCGAAAGGAUUCCAAGUUCAUUCCUCUGUCGAAAUACGCGACCAAAAGCACCGUGACCAAGAUCGAACAAGCGGGCAUAAAACCCACACGACCGGGUCGGUCUAACACUGACUCACUAUCCCAAUCACACACCUCGUCGACCAGUAACAGUCCGCUUCCCGCCCGUUCCGCCUCGACUCUGGUGCGUGGUUCCCGAUCCACGACACUUCCGUCUUCGUUACAAGGGUUGGAAAAGACGGUGCCACCGGCAUCCAGACCCAAACCGAACCCGAUGGCCAUGAACCCGCCGACGUCGACGAGCCACACCGCAGCCCCUGAAGUGGCAGUCGCCCGGACCGUGUCGUUGUCUCGAAAACAGAGCGCGAGGGUCAACGUGACGGGACCGAGACUUGCCGCUCGUCGAACCGAAGCUGCGGUGCAGGCGCAAAUGUCGAAAGUGUCGAAAACCUCAUCGACAUCGUCGACAUCCCCAUCAUCAAUAGCCGCGACCGUGGGAUCCAGCCUGGAGCGCUCCGGGAGUAAAUCCGGGAUGGGCAUCCUGGGCCACCGCCGCAGACAAAGCGGGUCCAAGUCAUCGCAGUCGCAGUCGACAAGAGACCGGAUCAAGAUCAUCAAGCGCGAACCGGACUCGAAAAAGGUCAGGGACGCCGAAAAACAAAUGGUCAAGGAGGCCAAAAAGUGGGAGAUUCUGGAACAAAAGGCCUACUCGCCCGUCGUGGUACAGGCGGAAAGAGGUCACAAACCUGGUUUGAGUGUCGGGUUGGUCGUUGAGAGUAUUUGA